CUCAGGCAAUCGGAGAUGGAUAACAGAGAGAAUCAUGUUUCAAUAGAGUUGCAGGAAUCGGCCUCGGCUGAGCCGGUUCCUGAUCUCCUCAAACUUAUAACAUCGAACGAAGUGGUCGUUUUUGAUACCAUCAUGCCGGAAAGUGAAACAUCUGUUCCAUCUAAUGGUCAUCAGAGGAAGUUUUCGAUUUCAAUCAGCAUGCCGUCUUCUCCUACAGGAGCUGCCUCUGCAGGCACCAAGAAUGUUUUGGAUGUUGAAGACAAUGGAAAAGGUUUCAACGAUUCGUCUUCGGUCGAGGCUCCAAGCAAACCGAAGCCGAAAGGCGACAAAUUUCUGUCUCAGCCAAUGCCCAAAGGGUCAGUCUUUGGGGAAGCAGCUCCCAACAUUAAGAAGCUCAAGGACAAGAGGUUCAAUUCUUUCAAAACAUGGUCCGGUAGACUCGAAAGGCAGCUAUCGAAUCUACGUGGGAGGCAGGAGUCGGAAAGCGAAUCGGAAGAAGAGUCCACGCAAAAUUUGGGGCGUGAAGCGUUUCCUGUGGACCGAUACUUCAAUGCACUCGAAGGACCGGAGUUGGAGACCUUAAGAGCUUCUGAGGAAAUUGUGCUUCCAGAUGACAAAACUUGGCCUUUCCUUCUUAGGUAUCCGAUCUCUUCAUUUGGUAUAUGUCUAGGAGUUAGCAGCCAAGCUGUUAUGUGGAAAACCCUGGCCACUGCUACCUCUACAAAAUUUCUUCACAUCAGCCUGACUGUAAAUCUCAUCCUAUGGUGGAUAUCGAUCGCUCUCGUAGCCGCCGUGUCUUCCGUCUACCUUACCAAAGUCGUUCUCUACUUAGAAGCCGUUCGUCGCGAGUAUUACCAUCCGAUACGAGUCAACUUCUUCUUUGCUCCUUGGAUAGUUCUCCUGUUCUUGGCACUUGGAGUGCCACCUUCAGUUGCCACAACCCUGCCAGUGGCUCUAUGGUAUGUUCUUAUGACGCCGUUCCUCUUUCUAGAGCUUAAAAUCUACGGACAAUGGAUGUUGGGAGAUCAACGUAGGCUUUCCAAGGUAGCUAAUCCUACAAACCAUCUCUCGGUUGUCGGGAACUUUGUCGGGGCACUAUUGGGUGCAUCAAUGGGGCUUAAAGAAGGGCCUAUAUUCUUCUUUGCAGUCGGGUUGGCUCAUUAUACAGUCCUUUUUGUAACACUAAACCAAAGACUUCCAACGAAUGAAACACUCCCCAAAGAUCUCCAUCCCGUGUUCUUUCUGUUCGUUGCAGCACCGAGCGUUGCUUCGAUGGCAUGGGCCAAUAUCCAAGGAUCGUUCGAUUACGGAUCACGGAUCACUUACUUCAUCGCCCUGUUUCUCUAUUUCUCAUUGGUAAGUUGGCCAAUUUGUUGGUUUAACUUCACUUAUAGGCUGCAUUCUUGGUAUAAGCUAAACCACUUUGUGUACCAUGUUUUGCAGGCGGUUCGGGUUAACUUUUUUAGAGGAUUCAAGUUCUCAUUGGCUUGGUGGGCGUACACGUUCCCGAUGACCAGUGCAGCGAUUGCGUCGAUGAGGUAUUCGAGUGCAGUCACAAGUGUAUUAACUCAGACUCUUUCUGUCAUUCUAUCUGUCGUUGCUACAUUGACUGUUACGGCCCUGCUCGUAACGACUAUAGUGCACGCCUUUGUCCUACGAGACCUAUUCCCCAACGACAUCGCCAUUGCCAUUAGCGACCGAAAGCCGAAACCGCAAAACAGGUGAUUCAAUCUUAUAAGGCACGGCAGCUCAGACCAUGACAUUGAAGCUUUCUUGAAAUUUACAAAUUCUGAGAGCGAGGACAUAGAGGCUUCACUUAAAAUUCCCACUGCAGAAGCUAAUUGAGUGUAGAGAUUUCAUGCAUCUGCUUAGUUUUCAACACUUAUCGGGUUAUUUUUUUCAGAAUCUCGAGCACUCAGACAUGCGAGGAACGUCCAAUUUUGGAGUUUUGAAGGUUUCCUGUGACCAUGUUUGCAGAGAGAAAUGAGUAUUCGUUAGUUGUAAAUUGCAGUGUGUAUGAUACGAUAAAUAAGUUUCUUGCGUUAUUGUUUGAUUUACGGGCUCUGUGAAAUCAUUAUUAACUUUGAGCAUUCAUGGACACUAGGAAUA
Hibiscus syriacus is the source of this 2109-nucleotide messenger RNA. Its product is annotated as S-type anion channel SLAH3-like. Gene Ontology annotation, molecular function: voltage-gated monoatomic anion channel activity. The coding region runs from base 16 to 1725 and encodes 569 amino acids. The transcript is spliced from 4 exons. The record is from RefSeq and is a predicted model, not a curated record. Gene Ontology annotation, biological process: transmembrane transport; intracellular monoatomic ion homeostasis. Gene Ontology annotation, cellular component: membrane. Lineage: Eukaryota; Viridiplantae; Streptophyta; Magnoliopsida; Malvales; Malvaceae.